Messenger RNA from Coturnix japonica (Japanese quail), 377 nucleotides. Lineage: Eukaryota; Metazoa; Chordata; Aves; Galliformes; Phasianidae. The record is from RefSeq and is a predicted model, not a curated record.
ACCUGCAGCAUCUCCAACAUGNCAUCCCAGGAGUUCGUAUCCCGCCUCCAGCGCCGCCUCGGCCGCCACCCUGAGGAGACGGGUGGUUUCCAGGAGGCCCCGUUGGCCUACGACGCCAUUUGGGCCUUGGCCUUGGCCCUGAACCGAACCGCCACCAACCUGCGGCAGCGCGGCCUGCGCCUGGAGGACUUCAACUACAACAACCGCAACAUCACCAACGAGAUCUACCGAGCGCUCAACUCCUCCGCGUUCGAGGGGGUCUCGGGCCACGUGGUGUUCGACGCCAGCGGGUCUCGCAUGGCCUGGACCCUCAUUGAGCAGCUGCAGGGUGGGUGCGGCCCCAUCUCCCCCUAUCUGCCCCCCAUCUCCCCCUAUCU